GUCUAUGCAUUAAUUGUUUAUCUAUCUAGCUAUCUUUGUUGAUAAUCAACGUGAUGGGCUAGACCGCUCCUUGUCACACAGAUGUAUCCUACCAUCCAAUACAUGUAUGCCAUGCGCCGAAGUUGGUACUUCCCAAGUCGGCGGAACCGUGAUCUGGGCGACCCGUCUUUUGAUGGCAGCAUGAGUCUUCAAGCCCAAAAUCUCCCAUCGUGCCCUAAGCUCAAACGAGGGGACUAUUCGUUGGGGGAACCCUUUCAGCCGUUGGGGUGAAGGAAGGCAUCAUGGAACAUCAGGGCCUAGUAGGAGUCCAACGCGAGAGGGGGUUGAGUCUACUGAAAAACUCUAUUUUCUCCUGAUGCUUCCAUGCCUGGGCUCGCACCUCGACCCUCCCCGCCGCCCGAUGAUGAGUGCGGGCAUCAUUACCGACUGGUCCUCUUUGCUUGUCAGCUAUCCGUUAUGAACACUGCCUCCGAUCACAGUAGGAGCCAUGGAACUGCAACCACAUCCAGGAAGUGUCACCCUAUCCUAAUGCCUUGCCAUGUGAGUUAUCGGUGGUUGAGUGAGUAGAGUCUGUCAAUCCAUGGUGACUUGGCGGCCACGCACUAUCACUAUCCCAUGUUACCCCCACGUGCUGGCUGGACUCCAGAAAGCCCCCGAGUCAGAGUCCGCUUUCAUGAAUACAAAGAACCAAGGCAACAUGUGCGGACCCUUUCAGCACAUUGUUGUUACCCUGCAGACCCU
This is a messenger RNA of Aspergillus neoniger CBS 115656, 741 nucleotides long. RefSeq lists its product as uncharacterized. Bases 364 to 567 code for a protein of 67 amino acids. Lineage: Eukaryota; Fungi; Ascomycota; Eurotiomycetes; Eurotiales; Aspergillaceae. The transcript has a single exon. The record is from RefSeq and is a predicted model, not a curated record.